GCCGCGUGUGAUAAAUUAUGCCAAGGCAACGCCCAUUCGCGAUCGCUCUGCCUGUAUGCGGCCUUCGUUGGAACCCAUUGCGUAUAAAGUUGAGCAGCUGAUGUGCCGCGAUCACGGUGUGUGAUAUACCUAUAUAUGAAUGGAUAGCUUGAAAUAUUAUGUAUACAUGUAUAAUAGGAUAAUGAAAGUAUAAUGAUGGCGUUUAUAGUGCUUGCAAUAGCGGCCAUGGGUUCUGAUUCUCAGCAGUCAACGGUUGAUCUAUAACAGGCAAGAAUUGAUUAAUUCCUACAGCAGUCAUGAAGUCAUCUAUCUCACGUCGACUGAUCGAAGGUUGAAAAAUGGAAUCUUUUCAUCGUUUCCAUCUAUUAAUCGUCUGCCUCGCUGCAUUUCUUGGAAGAAGUUUAGCUAAUAGUGAAGGCGAUUUGCGGCUAGUUAACGGUACGGCAUUAUACGGACGUCUAGAGAUCUACUACAACUCAACAUGGAUGACAAUAUCGAAUAAAAACUUACGAGGAUCUCCUUCGCGAGUUGCAUGUCGUCAGCUCGGUCUACCUUUCACAGAGGCCAACUUUGUACGGGAUAAAAGAAUCUUCACAACAUCCGACUCAGAGAAGGUUUUGGUGACAUGGAUGAUCUGUCGUGGAGGCGAAGACAGACUUACUGAAUGCGAUAGUUUCGACUGGAACCCUGUGCCGUUUCACACACAUGAUGAAGACCUUGCAAUCUUUUGCAAAGGAGAGUUCAUCCCAACUGGUGGGCUCAGGUUAGCCGAUGGUUCGGAUCACCGCAGGGGGCGUCUUGAAUUGUAUUCUGGACUACGUUGGAUAUCAUUCUGUCUUGUUGGGUUCCAGGUAAAAGAAGCGAUGGUGGCAUGUCGUCAGCUCGGAUUCAAUACAUCCCAACCCUACAUCUGUAAAAGUGACUACUUUGGCCCACCGUCUGGUCCGCACAGUAGCCUUUACAAUGCCCAGUGCACUGGGGAUGAGGAGGAUAUACCAUCCUGUGAUGAGUUGUACACAGCAUAUUCAAGUGAAGAAUGUCUCGUGUCACAAAACUCUCUCAGCAUCUGCUGUUCCCGGGAUUUAGACUCGUGCAAGCCCAAAGUAGAGAUGAGUAAUGGUGAGUUCGCAGGUAGUCUUCUAGCAGCUAUACUAUUUCCGAUGGCACUAUGCGCCGGUUGUUACAUCACGUGCAAGAAACCGUGCAGUAGACGAUGUAAGAAGAAGCCCAAACCUCCUCAGCAAUACAAUGCAGUGUCUCUCGGGGCUGACGGUGGAGGUCAAAAUCAAUUUCCAGUGGCAUCAUUCAAAGAUCAGAAAGUACCUGUCUACAUUCAUACCAAUGCCGAUGGGGCGCCUGUUUCAAGUUGUGACCCAUCUGGGUUGUCUCUACCUGCACCUGCUGCUAGCAAUAACCCAUACCCUCCGCAGAGCAAUCCAUAUCAGAGUGGACAAGUACUACCACCUACAGCAGCUGGUUGUACCCCGUACCCUUCACAACCCCCCUAUCCUUACCACUCUGGACAGGCUCCUCCACCAGCAGGUGCAUAUCCUACUCCUCCUCUACAACCAUGUUACUAUCCCACCGCUGCCACCGCUACAUAUCCAGCUGCACCUUAUCCUCCACAGGCUGCAUCCACAGGACCAGCUUAAGGUGCUUCAUCUGCAGAACAGUCAUAUCCGACUAAAGGGGAUGUAGAUCACCCAUUAACUUCUCAUGCAGCAAGUGGAUCACCGAUAUGCAGUGGAUCACUCAUGCAGUAAGUGGAUCAACCAAUUAUCCAAUGGAUAUAAACAGUGGGCAAAGGGAAAUCCCGAGAGCGCCCCCGUCUUAUUAGAUGAUGACAAUGACUUUACAGAUUCAGAACCCAGCAAGCUCCUUAAAUAAUUCUGAACAUUUAAUGAACAAAAUGAAUAUUCUGGACGUAUACCGUUUUCAGUUACUCAUGAUUUUCAUUGGUCCGCACCAGGCCUACACUAGAAUAGUCCGCACCACAGGCAUUCAGUAGCUAUAUCAGAGUCGCACUACUUUUAAGAUCACCCAUUCAAAGACUCGGGCACAUAAGGGAUGACUGUCAUGGUAACUGAAUGUUUAUUUAUGUAAUAAUAACAUGCAAGUGAACCAGCUGCAUUUGUUCAUAUUUUCCGAUCAAUGACGUUCCCUGAUACAUUCCUUUCAAACCUUCCGAAUGUGUCAUUGAAGAGCUCAUGGGAUUUCAUUUCAAGAGAUGUGAUUUUAUUUUUUGCUGAUUUUAUGUUUUUCUCAGGGAAAUGAAAAUUUUAGUUUGCCUUUUCCGAUACACUGUUUGUUAUGCAUACGAAACAUGAGAGUAACAUGGGUGUGACCGUAUAUGAGUAUGCUAAAGUGUGUCCAAAUGUGUGAUAUUUUAGUUUUAUCAUUCAGUCGGGACACUGGCGGAUCCAGGGGGGCACAGGGGGCCCCUCUUUUGAGAAGCAAAAUUAAAAUUUGUAAUAUAAAAAUGCCAUUAAAACAGAAAUGCGCCCCCUCUUUUGGAAUCGCAAAUAUCCUUAAUUUGUUUUUGAAAACAUUUUUUUUGCUUGUCAAAAUUUUUUUCCGAAAAAUUUGCCCCCCCCCUUUGGAAAAUCCUGGAUCUGCCCCUGAGUCGUGAUGAACUUAAUUUUUGGCUUUAAUCUAAUUUAUAUGCAACAAGAUCAUGCCCACAGAUGAUCUGUUGAAAAUCAGUUUGAUAUUGGGUAACAAAUGAAAAGGAAUGCAAUUAUACUGCAAUGAAUUUAAUGGCGGUUUAAGCCAUAUUAAUGCAUAUAAUAUACUAUGGUAAAUACUGUGUGUGUCUUCUGAUAUAUAAACUUUCGGGCUCUUGUGUCUAUAUUCAAAUUUGUACUUCACUCACCAUGCUUACAGCAUGUAUAUGCACAGCUUCGUCGUAAAUACAGUUGUUCUACUAUAAAGUACCACCAUCGACUGAAUACAUUGAUUGAAUUUUGAAUUAAGAAUUCAUAUCCAACUUACCGAUUACAUUUCUAUAUCAUGUGAUUGUUACUAUAAUCAUUAUUUUCAACGGAGGAAUGCAUAAGUGCUGAGAUCCCGGUGAAAUCCUUAUAUUUCUUGAACGCAUCAAGCGCUGAAAACAACAACUGGAGAAUACUAACAGUGCGCCUUUAUAACUAUAUAUAUAUAUGUAUAUAUAUAUAUAGGCAACUAUAUGAACUACAUGA
Lytechinus pictus (painted urchin) is the source of this 3197-nucleotide messenger RNA. RefSeq names its product scavenger receptor cysteine-rich type 1 protein M160-like. Bases 339 to 1652 code for a protein of 437 amino acids. Gene Ontology annotation, cellular component: membrane. Lineage: Eukaryota; Metazoa; Echinodermata; Echinoidea; Temnopleuroida; Toxopneustidae. The record is from RefSeq and is a predicted model, not a curated record. The transcript is spliced from 5 exons.